Messenger RNA from Zootoca vivipara (common lizard), 2319 nucleotides. RefSeq names its product serine and arginine rich splicing factor 4 (gene SRSF4). NCBI's taxonomy places the organism in Eukaryota, Metazoa, Chordata, Lepidosauria, Squamata, Lacertidae. Gene Ontology annotation, molecular function: mRNA binding. The record is from RefSeq and is a predicted model, not a curated record. Gene Ontology annotation, cellular component: cytoplasm; nucleus.
GUUGCGUGUGUGCUUACGCCGGCGAGGGAGAGGAGGGAAAGAAAAAAAAGUCCGCUGCCGCCUGCCGCCCCUCCCCCUGCCUUCUCUCUCUCUCCUCUUCUCUCUCUCUCUCUCUCGCUGUCUCUCUCUCCCCCCCCCGCCCUUCCCGUCCAGCGCUGAGCCCCGCAGGUCGAAGCUGUCGCUAAGGUCGCGUCCGCCGUCGUGCGCGGCGCGAGGCCCUCGCCAAGCUGUCGGCCAGGGAGAUGCCGCGGGUCUACAUCGGGCGGCUCAGCUACCAGGCCCGGGAGCGGGAUGUGGAGCGGUUCUUCAAGGGCUACGGGAAGAUCCUCGAGGUGGAUCUCAAGAACGGGUAUGGCUUUGUUGAAUUUGAUGAUGUGCGUGAUGCUGAUGAUGCUGUUUAUGAGCUAAAUGGCAAAGAUCUUUGUGGGGAACGUGUAAUUGUUGAGCAUGCCCGGGGCCCUCGCCGCGACAGCAGUUACGGUUCUGGACGCAGUGGAUAUGGUUAUAGAAGAAGUGGAAGAGAUAAGUACGGUCCUCCGACCCGUACUGAAUACAGAUUGAUCGUUGAAAAUCUGUCAAGUCGUUGCAGUUGGCAGGAUUUGAAGGAUUAUAUGCGUCAGGCAGGUGAAGUGACAUAUGCUGACGCGCACAAAGGUAGAAAAAAUGAAGGUGUGAUUGAGUUCAAAUCCUAUUCUGACAUGAAAAGAGCCCUUGAAAAGCUGGAUGGGACAGAAGUAAAUGGUAGGAAGAUAAGGCUAGUGGAAGACAGGCCUGGGUCCAGGCGCCGCCGCUCCUACUCCAGAAGUCGGACUCAUUCGAGGUCCCGUUCUCGAAGCAGACACUCACGUAAAAGCAGGAGUCGUAGUGGCAGUAGUAAAAGCAGUCAUUCAAAGAGCAGAUCACGAUCCAGGUCAAGAUCCCAUUCCAGAAGCAAGAGUCGCAGCCGAAGCAAAAGUCGAAGCCAAAAAGCAAAAAGCAGGAGUCCGAGUAAAGAUGAUAAAAGCAGGAGCCGCAGCAGAAGUGCAGAGAAAUCCCGAAGUAAAAGUAAAGACAAGCCAGAGGAUGUGGUGCAGAAUAAUGAUGAUGUUGAUGAUGAUGACCAAGCAAAAAGUAGAAGUCCCAGCAAGGAAAAGAGUAAGAGUAAAAGCAGGAGUAGGAGUGGCAGUAAAGAGAAAGCAGAAGAGGAAGAGAGGGGCAGUGUGAGGGGCAGUAGAAGUAAAGAGAGAGAGAAGAGUGUCAGCAAGGCUAGAAGUAGGAGCAAAGAGAGGAGUAGGAGCAGGAGCCGUAGCAAAAGUAAGGACAAGAGGAAAGGUAGGAAGAGGAGCAGAGAGGCCAGUAGGAGCAGGAGCAGGAGUCGCAGCAGAAGUGAGAAAAGCAAAAGGCGGAGUAAACAUGACAGCAAGUCUAGCAGCAAGAAGAAAAAGAGAGAAGACCAAGAACGGUCUAGAUCCAUGUCUAGAUCCAGGUCCAGAUCUCAGUCCAAGGAAAAAGAGCCUAUAAAAGCAGAACCAGACACAAAGGAAGCAAAAAGUGAGGGUGAGGAAAUGGACACCCGCUGUAAAUCCCGGUCCAGGUCCAAUUCCAUUUCUAAACAAAAUGUCAGAUCAAAAUCUCGCUCCAGAUCCAAAUCUGUUUCAAAGCCAAGAUCCCAAUCCAAGUCUAGAUCGCGGUCUGCCUCUAGAUCGCAUUCCCGAUCUAGAUCAAGGUCUCGGUCCAGAUCCUAAACCUGCUGCAACCACACUUAGAGCUCUAUGAGAAGUCUUUUGUACAUGUUUGGUAGUUGUAGCACAAGUGAUUGGAGUAGAACACAUGUCACUGCUGUACAUUUUUAAAAAACCCACCCCACAAUGGUGUGUCUUAAGUGUUCAGUCCAGUGCUCCCUCUCUGUCGCACAUUCUGGAAGAUGAUGCUGAGAGUCUCAUCAGAUCAUUUCCCUGAAUUUCCAGAAUAGCCAUAGAGAAUGAGCACUGUGUUUCGAUGGGCUUCUAAGAUUGGAAUGAUGACUCCUAGGUAGGUAUGGUAACUUCAACAAUUUGCCCUUAAAUUGAUGCCCUUUGAUGUACGCCAUUUAGUGAAAAGUGCAGAGUCUUAAAUUUCAUAUUACUUUUGUUUCAUAUUUUGGACUUGCAGAGUUUGUUAAUAGCACAGUCAAGAAAAAUAGAUACCUACAGUAAACCAUAGGAAGGGAGGGGGGAGUAGAGUUCCACAUUCUGGUAUUGUGACAAUAUCCUUGUUUUAUAUUUUUUUAUUUUUCCCCAUCUUGCAAAGUACAGUGGCCCCUGUUUCCAUUAAAUUUGAAUAAAGACUAUUUUUGCUUGA